This is a messenger RNA of Arachis ipaensis, 1104 nucleotides long. RefSeq lists its product as uncharacterized. NCBI's taxonomy places the organism in Eukaryota, Viridiplantae, Streptophyta, Magnoliopsida, Fabales, Fabaceae. The record is from RefSeq and is a predicted model, not a curated record.
AAACACUUCUCAAAUAUUAAUUUUUCUAAAUUCAUUUCCUCUUUUCCAAUCCUCAAAGAGACAAACACCUUUUGUCUCCCUCUACAAUUAAAUAAUUCUCCUCCUCUCUCGCUCCAUAGCCAUGGAUGAAGCUUAGGUCAAUGAUCGAUCUCUAACAUAGAGAGAGAUCGAUUUCAAUUUUCUUCAACCAAAUUUAUAAUAUUUUUCACACCCCAUUAUUUUUAUUUUUCCAAUUCAGCAAAAAGUUUCAAUCUUUGUUGUUGGGUGUGUCAAAAUUCGAUCAAAUCAUAUAAAGGGUUGAAGAAGGCAUUGAAAGAAGAAAAAAAAAAGUACCAAAAUCCAAAACCCCAUCAUUUCCUUUUUCCAAAGAAGCUUCUCUCUCCUUGUUUUCCGUUACAUAACGGUUAUACAAGGUAGUUAAAGUUAGUUACAAGUUAGUUACAAUCAUAUUUAUCUUUUGUUAUGUCCAAUAUGAUUGUUCUCCGGCAAACAUCCUUUAAUAAUCAUCGGCACCGGCGACAGCAGCAGCAGCUCAUCCAUGGCGGCCAUCAAGGCGGUUCCAAGAAGUCCGCCGGGACAAAGAUCGGAGAGGUGAUCGGCGGUGCAACCGCCGUGUGUUGUUGUUUUCCCAUUGGUUUGGCCAACGUUGUGUUCCUUGCUAUUUACAAGGUCCCGGCUGGUCUCUGUAGACAGGCGCUGCAGAAAAGAAAGCAGCGCCGUCGACUGAGACAAGCCAGGAAAGAAGGGUUAUACCCUCCAAAUCGUUGUUAUAGCUACGCCUUAGACGAGGAAUUUGGAGGUAAAUUUUUCGGCCGCGGCGCCGGCGAAGAGGAUGUAGCUAAGAAAUUGAAAGAUGAGAAGUUGGAAGAGGAAAUGAUAGACAAAGAGGUUAUGGAGCUUGAGAAGGAGAUGUGGGAAACAUUUUAUGGCACUGGGUUUUGGAGAAGUUGUUCUAAAAGAGAUAAUUCAUCAUCACAAGGUUUUAUUAGCAUUGUUUCUGGUCCUAAUGCUCAAGUUCAUGAUGCUAAAUAUUGUACAGAAUUUAUCUAGUGGUGAGAUUUAUAUAUAUCAAUUUUCUCUAGCUAAUUUAUAUUUAUUAUUUUC